AUGUUUCCCGAAUCGGUUUCUAAACAGAAUGCUGUCACAGGUUUCGAACCCCUUCCAGAAAAACGAAAAAACCGUGCGAGAUGCGUAUCCAUAGUAAUAUGUGUAUUUACAACUACAUUGGUAAUCGCGUUCUCUACCGUCGAUCGAACCAUGGACGAGUACUACCCUGAUACAACUCAGAAAAAUACAACAGAUGUUUGCUACAGAAAGUGGAAGUCAGAUAAGUUUGACUUGCUCGCAACCGCGUUGGGCUUAUUUAGUAUCGUACUCGGCGUGUUGGUCGAUCGCUUGACGCUUAUUGCCGAAGAACGCCAUCAUCUACAUCAACGCUACGACGGAAGUUGCGAAAAGAUGAUCAAAGCUUGUUUCAGUGGAAUCUCAUGGGGUCUAGUAAUCGCUUUGCUUGGUUUAGCCGCGAUAAUUGUCGUUAUUCGUAUCAUCACAACGGGUAUGCCGCGGUUUGAGCUAAGAUAUCUUGUGUAUAUUUGCAGCGGAAUCGGCGUGGGCCCACUGAUAAUGCACUUGCUCAGUCUCAACACAAAAUCCGAGGUUCAUAUUUCUACAAUUCUCGAGGAAAAAGGGAUGUUUGUGGCCAACGGACUCGCGUGGUCCUACUACUUUAACUAUCUUCAACAAGCACUGCCAAAAUUUAAUGAAACAAUUAACUGCUCCUUUCCUGUUCCAUAUGAACACAUUAGACUGUCCUUAGAUAAACUGCUGUUGCUCAUACCACUAGAUGGCUACGUGAAAGGCGACUUGAAAGAAGUAGACGGAAAAAUUGAAAAGUUAUUCGACACUGGGAAUGAACAGGACCCUUUCCAUUUCCCUGUUUAUCGCUUAACACUCAGCGACCGUGAACACAAAUAUUUUGCCAUGCAAUACGUCAAAGAACCUUUAAACAUUUUGAGAGAAGUGAGCACAUUGCCGGAACAGGAAAAUGCUGUGCUGAAAAGACAACCUUGUAUUAAGAACGAAGUAAAAUUGCUUUACCGAAUGUUGUAUGGAAUAUUGAAAGAUCAAGUAGACCAGAAUUUCAGAGGGACGUGCAUACUCGUACCUAUAGGGAGUUCGGAUGGUUUAGAAAACGGAGGACUAGUAAGACUUAUCAUGAACAGAGUGCAACAUUCAUGCACACAAGUUAAAAGUGCUCCUGUGUUUGUGAGACAGAAAGACGAUGCAAGGUUGUUUGUUGGUGAAAGUAGAUCAUCCACGUUCAUCGUUGAAAAUGCACAAACCCUCAAGAUCGGAGGCUUAACUCAUCAAGUCAACAUCAAUGGCGAGCAACAACGAAAGGGAACGAGGUCUGACUCUGAGACAACAAACGGACACGAUAAUGAGAGAAAUGAUAAAAAAGAAAAAGGAGGGAAAAUUUUGAGAGUAAGGUAUAAAAACAAAAAAUCCGAGAUAGAGCUACAGGUAAUGAUCCUAUCAGAGAAUCUUGAACAUCGUGAGCCUGAAGUUAAGCCAUUCGCACAAGAGGAACCAGCAAAGGGGAACCAGCAAAGUUGUCAGGAUGAAUAUUCUUCCAAUGAGGAGUUAUACGUAUUAGAUAUCUAA
Messenger RNA from Paramuricea clavata, 1557 nucleotides. The record is from the annotation of a GenBank genome assembly. Lineage: Eukaryota; Metazoa; Cnidaria; Anthozoa; Malacalcyonacea; Plexauridae.